AUGCGCGCCCCUGCCACCUCAACAGUCCGCGUCGCCGUCACCCAAGCCGAACCGGUGUGGCUGGAUCUCGACGCAACGGUCGCGAAGACAUGUACUCUGAUUGCUGAAGCCGCCAAAAAGGGCGCGCAGUUGAUCAGCUUCCCCGAAUGCUGGAUCCCGGGAUAUCCUGCUUGGAUCUGGUCCCGCCCCGUCGACAUGAACCUUUCAUCUCUGUACAUCCAAAACUCCUUGAAGGUCGACUCCCCGCAGAUGGCGACGAUCCAGCGCUGCGCGGCGGAGCACAAGAUCGCCGUGGUGCUGGGCUUCUCGGAGCACAUCCACCACUCCCUGUACAUCGCGCAGGCGAUCGUCGACUCGGACGGGAAGAUCCUCGCGCUGCGCAAGAAGAUCAAAGCCACGCACAUGGAACGGACCAUCUUCGGCGACUCGUUCGGCGACUGCCUCAACAGCGUGGUUGACACCACCGCUGCCGGGCGCGUCGGCGCCCUCUCGUGCUGGGAGCACAUCCAGCCCCUCCUCAAGUACCACACGUAUGCGCAGCGCGAGCAGAUCCACGUCGCCGCCUGGCCGCCGCUGUUCGACGCGGACAAUAAAGAGGAGUGUUUGUAUAGCAUGUCGCGCGAGGGAACCAUCGCCCUCGCCCGCACCUACGCAAUCGAAUCCCAGUCCUACGUGCUGCACACCACCGCCGUCAUCAGCCAGGCCGGGAUUGACAAGAUGCAGACCGCCACGGGGAGCAUGAUGAGCACCCCCGGAGGCGGCAGUUCGGCGAUCUUCGGGCCCGAUGGCCGCCUGCUUUCGGCGCCCAUCCCCAGCACGGAGGAGGGGAUCAUCUACGCGGACUUGGACCUGGAUGGGCCGAUUCAGCGGACGAGAGCCUUUGUCGAUGUCUGUGGGCAUUAUAGCCGACCGGAUUUGCUGUGGUUGGGGGUGGGGUCGCGAGACGGACGCCACGUAAGGGAGUAGAGGUAGACGUUGACGGGGUGGUGAAGAAUGGGUGGUCAAGACCAUGUACUGUCCAAUCUUGCUUUCAGUCGGUCGAGGCUUGGCAUGCAUCCUGUAUUUCUUCGUCUUCAGCUCUGCUUUCUGUCGCCUGUACUCUACAAGACAGGCGAGCUCUCACUCCCCACGGCUGUGUAUAUAUUUUCAAUUCUGGCAACAUCAAGAAUCU
Molecule: messenger RNA, 1171 nt
Organism: Aspergillus brunneoviolaceus CBS 621.78
Lineage: Eukaryota; Fungi; Ascomycota; Eurotiomycetes; Eurotiales; Aspergillaceae
Product: carbon-nitrogen hydrolase family protein
Exons: 3
Coding region: 1-966 (321 amino acids)
Molecular function (GO): catalytic activity
Source: RefSeq, a predicted model, not a curated record